UUAAAUUUCAUUUUAAUAAUUCUUUUCAUCGUUUUAAAACAAAUUUUUGCGGAGUGUUUUGAACCAAUAGAUACAUUUAAACUUGAAAAAACAAUAAAAAAAGUUGAUUGCGGGGAUUGGAUAAACGAAAAGGGCAUUAAAAAAUUUAAUAAUAAUGAUGGUAAUAAAUUAGUUGGAGGGGGGAAUGAAACAAUGUUUAAAGUAACUUUUACAUGUUUGUUAAAUGAUAAAGUAUUGUGUGAUAAGGCACAAAAAGCAUUUGAUAGAGCCAGUAAUUCAAUUACUAAUACGUUAAAAUUAAAAGAACAAGUUACGAUAAAUGCUACAUUCUUUGAUUUUUGCGGUGAGGGGAAAAAUGAUCUAGAAUGCCCUUUAGAAGCUAUUGCAACUAUUGGGGAAACAUCACCAAAAAGAUUUUAUUCAUUAUUAUCAGAUGAUGAUAAAAUGGAAAGAAUAUACCCACAAGCAUUGGUUAAACAAUUUCAAUUUCCUGAACAUCCACAAUAUGAUGAUUUCGAUAUUAUAAUUCGUUUUAAUUCUAGGGUUCGCUUUUAUUUCCCCGAAGACACAACCCCAAUUGGCCCAAAACAAUAUGAUUUUGAAUUUACAGUGACACAUGAAUUACUUCAUGGAUUAGGAUUUUAUAGUCUUUGGCAACCUUUACCUUUUGAUGAAACCAACGACCUGAGGGCUUUAUGUCCCCCAAUUGUCGUAAUUAAUAGUGGUAAAGAUGGAAAAGUAGAUUCUGAUAGUCCUGAUGAACCUUUAACCGUUAAAGAGUCUAUAUUUGAUAAAUAUAUGAUUAGAUUAGAUAAUGGCAGUUUUAUUUCUGAAUAUACUAAAAAAAUGCAAAAUUAUGUUUCAAGCAACGAAAAAGCAACUCUUCAAGAUUUUUUAGAAAGUCAGUUUCCAAUAAUGAGAACAAUGUUUUUAUUAGCAACGAGACCAAAAUCUUUAGGUUUUUUACCUCAUAAUUCGAAAAGUAUAAAUGAUGCUGUUAUAUUAGAAACUUCUAUACCAGGUUAUCAACCUGGAUCAAGUGUAUCUCAUGUAGAUUUAUCAACUUAUAACAAUACUAGUGAUUAUCUAAUGGCAUAUAAAGGUACUCCUGGUAGAACCACUACCGAUUUUAUUUCGAUUGGCGGAAAUUAUCCCGGUGGUGUGAUUGGACCCAAAACAAAAUCCAUUUUAGAAAGUAUCGGAUAUGCUACUGAAGAAUAUCCAGAACCAAUUAAACCGCAACCUUUCGUAAAAUCAUCCGCAAAGCAUAACUCCGCAGUUCCUAUUUCUGCAAUUUCUAAUUCUGUAAUUUUUAGUCAAUUUUAUAUUAUGAUAUUUGUUAUUGUUAUAUUAUUGUAAACCGUUGUGAUGCUUGAAGUACAAUCAAUGUAAAUAAAUAAUUAAACCGAAUAGUUAUUAA
Messenger RNA from Rhizophagus irregularis DAOM 181602=DAOM 197198, 1420 nucleotides. RefSeq lists its product as uncharacterized. The record is from RefSeq and is a predicted model, not a curated record. Lineage: Eukaryota; Fungi; Glomeromycota; Glomeromycetes; Glomerales; Glomeraceae.